Molecule: messenger RNA, 2763 nt
Organism: Fukomys damarensis (Damara mole-rat)
Lineage: Eukaryota; Metazoa; Chordata; Mammalia; Rodentia; Bathyergidae
Gene: Proser3
Product: proline and serine rich 3
Exons: 11
Coding region: 150-2177 (675 amino acids)
Source: RefSeq, a predicted model, not a curated record
UCUCCAUCAUUGGUCAUCUGGGCGGCCGCCUCUUCCUAACCGAGCUCUCCCAGAGAGAGGCGGGGCUCAGAGCAUUGCUAAGCGACCAAGAUGCGCGGCGUCUGACCGGUGAAGUAGAGGACUCUCGCGAGAGCUGAUGUGGCGGCCUGAUGGACCGCAGUCUGUCAUUUUUCUCCAUCCAAGAUUGUCCCUUUGGAGAUGGUCCUCAGGAUCAAAGCCACUAUUGGCCAUCCUUCAGCCCCAAGGCCUUGAGCCCAUCUAGCUCCCAGAGUUCCAGGCUCCCACAAGCUCCCAAGGUGUCAGCCAACUCCCCUGAGCUGUUUGAAGAGUCCUGGCCUUCCAGUUUGGGGACCUCAUCCCCACCCAGCACCACUGAGGGACAGAUGGAGGCCUCACCACUCACCCUGGCUGACAGUGGGGAGUCUGUGGUGGCCAAGUACAUAAAUAGAUUCCGCCAAGCUCAGCCCACAAGCCAAGAGGAACGACAGUGUACAGGCCCAACCCCAACUGAUUUUUGGUGGCUGCAGACUGAGUCUUCUGACCGCAGCAGUCAACUUGCAGCAGGACCCAGUAAACCAGAAGGAAGACCCGGUCCAGCAGCCCCAGCUCCAGCCAAGGUUGCCAGCACAUCCCAGGCUGUGGCUCCCCUUCAGAAAAUAAAGCAGAGCCUUAACACAUGGAACUCGUCCCUGCUGGACCUAGAGACACUGAGCCUACAAAGCAGAGCUUCCAGGCUGCUCAAACGCAGCAAAGCCUCCAUCUCCUCCUCGUCCCUCAGCCCCAGUGAUGCCAGCUGCGGCUCCUUCCCUGUCAGCUCCAAUGGCCUCUCUCCCUUCUCCAUGACUUGCACCCCUGACUCCAGCAAGGACUCUGGCCCCAGACAAACUGCAGCCCCAGCGCCAGCCCAGGCCCCUACCCCUGCUCCAGUCCCAGCCUCCUCCCGGCAACCCCUUCAGACAGAGGAUGACAUUUUGUACCAGUGGCGGCAGCGGCGGAAGCUCGAACAGGCUCAAAGGGUCAAGGGUGAUCGAAUCUGGGUGCCGCCCCAGACUCCUGCCCUUACCUCUCAGCCUUCUGCUCCUGCGGUGACCCUUGGUUCCCUGGUGACCCAGCCUACCUGUGUUCCACUGUGGGGCAGUGUGACCCAGCCUAGUCUUCCCGAGGCCUUCUAUGUGGAGAGGCCUCCUGUUCCCCUGGGGUCCUCUCCUCACAUCUUUUGGGCCCCUGGCACACACGGGUUCUUCUGGACCCCACAGUCCAGUCCCUGGGUAUCUCUUGGGGCCGUUCCUCCCCCUCCGCCGGUCUCUACCCUAGAUCCCUUGGCUCCCCUGGGGCCCCCAGCCUCCACCUCAGCUCCCCCCAUCUCCAGCCAGGCUCCCCUGGCCUCUUCCAACUCAGCUCCCCCCACCACUGCUCCCACAUACUCUGCCACCCCGCAGAGCCCGCCUACCCGCACACCAAGCAGGUCUGGCCAGCCGGAGAAGGUAGGCCCCGAGCCUCAAGGCACAGCAGCCAGUGAGGGGCCAGGCGCGCAGCUUAGGGGCGCCCUGGGCCAGGUGGUGACUGCACGGUUAUUCUCUGAGAGCCUGGAGAACACACCCCCUCAACGUGAGGCCACCCCACUGGAAGUCAAGGCCAUGCCCACCAGGGCCAGGGCCAGGGCCAUGCCCCCUCGGUCAGAAUCCAGGGAUCGGUCUAAAGCCAAGACCGCGCCCUCCCUAGAGGAGUCGGUGCUUCUGCUAGGCCAAGUGACUCCCUCAGCUGAAGCCAGGUCCCCGCAGCCUAAGGUCCUACCCGCUCCAGUUGAAAGGGUAUCCACACUCCCUGAAGCCCCAUUGCUUACCCCAUCACCUACAUCGGAGCCGGAGCCGGGAUCUCAUGUGGCUGUGGCCCCACCCUCACCCACUGCUCACCAUGACCCCCCCAAGGACCUGUUCUCCCAGGCUGCCCAACUUCUGGAGGCUGCAGAAGACUCUGACGGCAGCGAGUUUCAGGAUGACCCUGUACUUCAAGUGCUUAGAGCCCAGAGGGCAGAGCUACGGCUGCAGAAGAGGAGAGUGGAUGCAUGGUUAUCUCUUCUGAUGGGGUACACUGAAGACCCGAGAUCUUGGUCUCCAUCCAGGUCCCCCCCCCAGGUCUCCAAGGAGGUGACUGCGGAGAGAAGGAGCAUCUUUUGAAGCCAGACGACUUUGAACUGUAUAAAAUUGUUUUCCCCAAUGAAAUAUUAAUUUGUUUCCAAGUAGAGUCAACGUCAUAUCCUUGUGAAACUGUGCCCUCUCAACUAAUAGAAUAUGGAAGAAAAGAUGCAGCUUAACUUCCAAAGUUCAAUUUUAAAAGAUGAUGUUGACUACCUAGUUUACUUUCUUUCCCUUAUUCUCUUACUCUUUGACACUUGCUUUAGUGCCUAUGUGUUUUUUCAAAAUUGCCGUGCUAAGGAUGGAUUGCACAGGUGUCUGCACUUACUAAUCUCACUGAAAUUUGUGAAUUGUGUUGUAUGUACAGCUUACCUCAGAAGAAAAAUAUAUUUGAGCGCUAGCUAAAGGUAUCCAUGCUGAAAUAUUUAGGGGGUAGCAUACCACUUUGCAAUACUGAAAUACAAAGAUUAGUUGGAUAAUCUUCGUAAGCAGAUAAAUGUGAGAUAAGGCAAAUAUCGUAAAAUGUUGAUAGUAGGGUCUAACUAUGGACAUAUGGAUGUACAAUGUAAAAUUUUUCAAUUUACUGUAUGUUAAAAGCUUUUCAUAAUAAAGUGAUGGAGAAUAUAUG